AUGACAUCGUCUUCCGACCUCCAACAACAGGACCUUGUUGUGUUCGAAGACCGCUCGAUUCUACCGAAAUCAAACCCAGAACACAACUACUGCACACUGGUACUUUAUAAGGCCUCUACGCGGCCCACAUGGCUCAACGUAGCGCUUGUGGAAAACUCGCUUUUUGGCACCUGCUACGUCAACAAGACGCCCGUUUCCGACCGCUCGACUGCUCCAGUCGUAUUUGCGUCGCUUAGUACCGAUGAGACAACAUACCGCAAACAAAUGGCACGGCUGAAGGGCGAUCUGGCUGGCUUCAAAUACGUUGACCUCUUCAACAGCUACCAGGACUGGUAUACCAAGAUCUUGCUUGAGGUGGACCGACAGAGCAAACUGGGCAAGCCAAACGUGUUCAUCGAGAAUCCUGAAUUUUUGCUGUUCCUCACAGACAUCACAGUGGACAAGUUGCUCGCACAAUUGCGGAAACUAAAUACGAAAUGCAAUUUAUUCCUAAUUAGCUCGAGCGACGAGAGUCUGAUGGAAUAUUCCGAUUCCCCAGACGACUUCGCCACCAUUCACGCUACUUUUUUAACGAAACUUGCACACAGAUCGUCUCUGAUCUUUUCUCUGCGUCCGUUGCGCACUGGAAGGGCCGAGGACGUGACCGGAGAGCUGACAAUUGGCAGAGGCCUGAUCGGCUCGCCUAAAAAGAUUGUCGAACGAGAAUACCUCUAUCUGAUCAAUAAGGAAGGGACCGUGAAGCUUUUCUAUAGAUAA
Molecule: messenger RNA, 756 nt
Organism: Ogataea parapolymorpha DL-1
Lineage: Eukaryota; Fungi; Ascomycota; Pichiomycetes; Pichiales; Pichiaceae
Product: elongator complex protein 6
Exons: 1
Coding region: 1-756 (251 amino acids)
Biological process (GO): tRNA wobble uridine modification
Cellular component (GO): elongator holoenzyme complex
Source: RefSeq, a predicted model, not a curated record